Molecule: messenger RNA, 2623 nt
Organism: Mizuhopecten yessoensis (Yesso scallop)
Lineage: Eukaryota; Metazoa; Mollusca; Bivalvia; Pectinida; Pectinidae
Exons: 4
Coding region: 29-952 (307 amino acids)
Source: RefSeq, a predicted model, not a curated record
AAAAACCCAUUCCAAAGGUUACAAUGGAAUGGCGACGGUACCAACUGAAAAAAAAACACAUUAUUUUUCCUUUAUUGCAGAGUUGAAAGGGAAAAGGGAAGUAGAAAUUCCGACGACUGCAAGUCCUUCCGGGGAAAUGUGGAGCACAUUGAUGGACCGAGUGACCACUCUGACAUACGCGGUGUGGAUUCUCGUGGCCCUGUUGUCCCCUUGCAUACUGUUCUAUAUACUCAAACGCCUGAUCGCCUAUAGGAAUCGUUCACAUGACAAAAACACUGACGAAGGCAGUAUACCACAGAGGUAUCAGCAGUUAUCUGGUCGGGAUGAGGAUACAGAUGUCAAUCCUGACCAGGUGAACCCCACAGCUCCACCGCAACCUCUUGACAUGUCGGGGCAUAUUGGUUCGUCAGUCAGUGUAUACCAGCCGUCACCGUCUGGACAAGGUGGGCACGACUCUACACGGAGAAACCACAGGAUUCUGCCGGAAACUAUACCAGAAUCCCCAGCGGAACCACGACCAAAGGUUUAUCUUCGGCAGCAACAUCCUGUGGAGGAGCAUCACGUUUCGGACAUGGGAGACUUUCACCUACUGGACGGGGCCAGCUUGACCACUCCAACAGGUGUUGAUCCUGAUGCUACGGUCGUGAAGAACAACAAUCCUUGUGACUGGUCUGAUGAGAUUGAGGUAGUGCCGGACGACAUCGACGGUCAAGCGCCUCUGUCAAGUAGACCAUGUGUUAAUUCAUGUCCUGGAAUGGUUGGAGCUUACACGGGUACACAUGCCAGACGUACCGUACCAAGGGUGUCAUCCCAAAAAAGUAUCAUCUCAUCGACCAGUCGUGGCUCUGACAGCGGCAACUAUACUUCAGCUAGCUCCAGCGACACAGACAAUAUCGCCAUGGAAAAGAGAAGCUUGGUGAACGAGGAUAAUACUUUGACUGCAAAUGUUUGAAACCAUUAUUUGGUUAGUUCUCAGUGUUCUUCCAUUUUCCAUGCUUUUAUUUCCUUUCUAGGACACGAGUCCAUAAUUAGUUGUGUAUGGAAGUUAGUAGGGAUACUUUCGAGGGCGUUAAAGCUAGGACGAAACAUGUCACAAUGCCUACAUCGAUGAAUUCUGAGUCCAAUAUUGGGAAAUUUUGCUUAGCUCAAUUUUUAGCAUCACAUUAGCAGAUCUCUGAACUGGUGUUAAGGUAGAACUUUGAGUGCAGCGAGGAGAGACACUAACCAGUCUUUUUAUGUGAAUAACAGGUGAAUACACAAAUUCAAAGUAUAAUUUAUUACUCGAGUUCUGGUAUAUUACUGGUAGAAUUUACAUUUACUAUAUGGUACAGUUCCCUGUGAUAUCGGAUACCAUUGACAGUGUGAUAGCCCGGGAGGCAUUCUCCGUCUGUCAAAACCCGGGCAACAUUCUCCGUCUGUCAAACAUACGUUUCACUUGCUUCGUUUUCGUUUUCUGUUUGUGUGUUAAACCAUGAAUGGGGCAUUUCAGCGCUGACUUGUAUUUGGUUGAUAAAUGGAGACAGAAACUUUGUUGUUUUUUACAUAUACUCUUUGUGUAUUAUUUAUUAAUUUAUUCAAUUCUUUUUCAUUUCCUUGAAAAUGCAGUAACAAAAGAGUAAUAUAAUAUCGAAAUUGUUCAUAGCUAUUUAAAUCUGUAGCUAUUAAAAUCUGGAAUAGAGCCGAUCUAAACAUAACAGAAUAUGUUAAGUUGAUUUGCAUCUCGAGAUCUAAUUAUUACAAUAAUAUUCAAUUGCGUUUUUAGGAAAAGUAAGCUUGCAUUUUGUUCAUGUGGUCUUUGGAAGGCAUCGAUUGUUUUUUCAGUGAGCUCUGUUUUUUAUAGCUGACUAGCACGAAAUUAUAUGUAUUAAAGCCACGAUUCGAAAUAUAUAUCAAAGGCGAAUGAAAGCAAAAUGUAUAUAUAAAUCAUACACAUUGUUUGAAGCUGACAGAAAUUGCUAUCGUCAAUGUGUACUGUGAUCUAAUGUCUUUUAUAUGUAUGAUAUAUCAGAAUGCAUUUUCCCAUUUGGGAAAGUCUUUUCAAAAUAAACAGACAUGUAUACAAAGAUUCACAGUUAAUGAUCUUCCUCGUUGCAGAACAUGCCACUGACCGAGGAUAUUAGUGACCAUGGAGGUCGGUUUGAAGAUACGAUAUUUUUUUUUUUUUUUAGAUCUGUAAAAUCUAUAAGCUAGAAAUAUAUGAUACAGCUUAUCACACAGUGUUUUCAGGGUUGUCGUUCGAACAAUUGUAACCCUGAAAACGAAGUGUUACAAUCUGUAAUUAUUUACGGGUUUUAUAGAAACGAUGUACAUGUAUUAUAUAUACAAUGAUAAUACGGAUUAAUUCGGUAUGCUACAUAUAAUUAUAAUAAAUAAAAAUAAUAACAAGUAAUUAUAAUAAAAAAGAUAUAGAUGUGAUGUACAUGUAUGCGAUAACGUUAAAGAGUUUACUGGCACAUGUAUGGUGUAUAGAUUUGCAUUGCUUUGAUUGGUAUUACGUAAACGAUAUGAUUUUAAUCAGAUUGAAGGUAUAGUGUGAUUCUUGUUGGUUGUGUACAUCAGGCUGUGGGCUGUGAUUUCUCCCCUUACACUGUGAUGUCUGCCAUGUCCCUUAGCUGAUACAGUU